Molecule: messenger RNA, 2954 nt
Organism: Bactrocera tryoni
Lineage: Eukaryota; Metazoa; Arthropoda; Insecta; Diptera; Tephritidae
Gene: Rrp6
Product: exosome component 10
Exons: 8
Coding region: 80-2821 (913 amino acids)
Biological process (GO): nuclear polyadenylation-dependent CUT catabolic process; nuclear polyadenylation-dependent rRNA catabolic process; poly(A)-dependent snoRNA 3'-end processing
Cellular component (GO): nuclear exosome (RNase complex); nucleolus
Molecular function (GO): nucleic acid binding; 3'-5'-RNA exonuclease activity; nucleotide binding
Source: RefSeq, a predicted model, not a curated record
GUAUCAAUUUAUAGAAAUAAGUACGGUUUUUAGUGGUUUUGAUUGUAUGGAAUUUUAUUAAAUUUAAGAAAAUAGCUAAAUGACGCCCACUACAGCAACUAAAGAUGAAACCGAAGCAUCACAUUCAACUUCAGUACAAAAGAAAAAACCACCGAAUGUUACACCAAUAGGCGCUUUCCCAUCAAUCGAAGAAUUUGCAAAAAAUGGUCUAGCUGAAAUUGUAGAAGCUACCAAAGCAGUGAACUCUUUUCCACAAGGAGCCGCACGUGACUUAUAUUGCGCGUACCCGGCAUUUGGUAAAAUUGUCGAUGCACAGUCGGACCGCAUAUUUGGGCUGAUGUCUAAGGUGUUGAAAUGGCAAAAUGUUAAGGGUAACAUACAACGGCGACAGCAAGAUGAACAAUUUGAAAUGCUUUUGGAGUGCAAUGAUGCUAUAAUGGAACGUUUGAAUUCGAAUUUGGAUGAACUAGCUGGUAUAAAGAAAAAUCCGCAAACUAUUGUGGUAGAGUCCCAUCUAAAUAUAGCCAACAAUAUACCUAAAUCUGGCUCAGGUGCUGGUAGUUGGAAUUUAAAGAAAAAUGAACAAUCACCACUAGCUGCACGAUUAAUUACUGCAAAGAAUAUUGCAAGACCACAAUUAAAAUUUAAAGUUAUGGUGGAUAAUAGUGCUUUGACACCGUUUGUACCAAGAAUAAAAGAUAAACCGAAUUCGUUAAAACCGUUAGCCGUGUUACCCGAGUAUGAUGAAAGUGGCAAUAUUGCCAGUUAUUUACAUCCUUAUGAGUUUGAAUUGAUGAAAUGGGAAGUACCCGCCGCCCAACUGUCACGCACAAAUCCAAAGGAGCCUAAAAAAUUAGAUGACACAGAACUGCUUUAUGUGGAUACUGUACCGAAAUUGAAUGCCGCGGUUGAAGAGUUGCGUAAUCAACGUGAAAUUGCUAUUGACGUGGAACACCAUUCUUACCGGACAUUUCAGGGUUUUACCUGUCUUGUACAAAUUUCCACACGUAACAAAGACUACCUUUUCGAUGCUUUAGAAUUACGCGAUGAUAUGCACAUACUAAAUACGGUAUUUACGGACCCGAAAAUUGUUAAAAUAUUUCACGGCGCUGAUAUGGACAUUGAGUGGUUACAACGUGAUCUUUCUUUGUAUAUAGUUAAUAUGUUUGAUACACAUCAAGCGGCUAAGACUUUAAAUUACGCGAGAUUAUCAUUGGCGUAUCUACUCAAACACUAUUGUGAACUCGACGUCGAUAAAACGUUCCAAUUGGCUGAUUGGCGCAUACGUCCAUUACCAAAAGAGUUGGUAUCAUAUGCCCGCCAGGAUACACAUUACCUUCUCUAUAUUUUCGAUCGUUUAACCAAUGAUUUGCUCGACGCGGGCAAUCAACAUUCUAACUUGCUGCGUAACAUUUAUCAACGUAGUACUGAAAUCUGCAAAAAACGUUAUGUAAAACCACAUGUCACAGCAGAUUCACAUAUGGAUCUUUAUCGCAAGUCGAAACGCGUUUUCGACAAUCGACAACUCUACGCAUUACGGGAAGUUUUCCAAUGGCGUGACAACGUUGCUCGACAGGAAGAUGAAAGCUACGGCUAUGUCCUACCCAAUCACAUGUUAUUGCAGAUUUCCGAGAGCUUGCCGCGUGAAAUGCAAGGCAUACUUGCUUGCUGUAAUCCCAUACCGCCAUUAGUUAGACAAAAUCUGCACAUAUUACAUCAAAUCGUGCUGCGAGCGCGUGAACAGCCAUUGGUGAAGCCUGUACUGGAGACGGAAACAAUCCAUCGCGUUGCCAGCAACAACACCAAGGAUUAUAAUAGCAAAUUAUAUUGCCCGCAUGAUCUCUCGCAUAACGAGGAAUUCCGUGAUGAUCUGCCAACACUGCUAAACUUCCGCAAAAACCCAUUACUGACCUCACCAACUAAGGCUGACGUAAAGAUGGCGAAACCCGCAUUGAGUAUUUAUGAAACACCAGAGCCUUCAGAGGAUGAUGAUGAAGAUCAGCGAAAGCAAAAACAGUUACAUAGCAACAUAAAAUUCGUCAGCCCAUAUCAACGUUAUCUGGCUAUGUUACCUUUGGUAGAAAAGGAAAAGGCUGAAGAAGCGGCACGCAUCGAAGCAGAAAAUAAGAAACGACAACUUUGUCCGGCUGCCAAACCACCGGCGGGAAAAACAGCGAACGAAUUAAAAGUUGAGCCUACGGGCGACGGUGAUUACAGCUUGCCGAUAAAAGAAAUAUUAAAACGCACACACGAAGAGGCGAUCGUGAAGAAGGCACAGUCAAAAGAGUCAGAGGAACCUAAAGCGAAGCGUUUCAAGACCGAUGCACCAAAUGACGAUAAAUUGAAGUUUGUUAAUUUACCGCCGACUAAAAAGGAAAUGCGACUGGCUAAUAAACAAAAGGUCGCAGAACCACAUAAACCCGCCGCUACCAAUGUGGCUGCGGACAAAUCAAACAAUUCUGUGCACACAAUUAGUGAUGACUCGGAUAGUGGACCGGAAGAGGCACCAUCCACAUCGCAAGCUCAAAUGUCACAAUCACAAGCAAACCAGCAGCAAAGACAAAGCCAAGGUGGCAAAAAGAAAUUUAAAAAUAAGAAUAUAAAAAAUCGCCAGAAUCGUAACCAAUCUUCAAGCAAGCCGAUUGAUGUGAAAAAUUUCGACUACAAAAAUGUGGACUUUCGAAAAUUCCAAGGUGGUGCACAACGCGCUAAGGGCAUGGAGUUAAAACCACAAUUUCAUGGAAAAAGCAAUUCCAAUAAGGCCAAUAAUAAGAAGUUCAAUAAAUUAUUCACAUUUAGCAAUGUCAAAGGUAAAAAAUAGUAACAUGGCUUUAUUAGGACUAUAUAGCAAUUUGUUUGAUCAACUACAUUAGAAGUCUUGGACGUAAAGUAACAUGAAAUUCAUUUUUUUCUAAUUUAAUUUAUAAAAUUACAUUAUCUUCAACAAGCUUAAA